Messenger RNA from Kickxella alabastrina, 375 nucleotides. Its product is annotated as Yos1-like-domain-containing protein. Gene Ontology annotation, cellular component: endoplasmic reticulum membrane; COPII-coated ER to Golgi transport vesicle; Golgi membrane. The transcript has 3 exons. The coding region runs from base 1 to 375 and encodes 124 amino acids. The record is from RefSeq and is a predicted model, not a curated record. NCBI's taxonomy places the organism in Eukaryota, Fungi, Kickxellomycota, Kickxellomycetes, Kickxellales, Kickxellaceae. Gene Ontology annotation, biological process: endoplasmic reticulum to Golgi vesicle-mediated transport.
AUGGCUGCAGUGUUGAACUUUCGCAUUAUCCCCAAUGCCCUGCUUACAGGCAAUUGUCCUCCUCGUUUCUUGCACAAAAAGGCAUUGUCAGAGUUGGCUGAAGCCGGGUUUACAGCGACUCCCAAGACUUUGCUCAAACAAAAGCCCAAGACUAAGCGUGUGCUAAUUCUGCUCCUCAAUGCAGUCGCCAUCUUGAAUGAGGAGCGGUUUCUGGCAAGAAUUGGAUGGGCGCGAAACAGCGCAGAACUCUAUGGCGACACAGAGUCUGUAAAGGCCAAAUUGAUCAACCUCAUUUCAGCGGUGCGGACGCUCAUGCGGAUUCCUCUCAUUGCCGUCAACGUCGUUGUCAUUGUGUAUGCCCUUGUCCUCGGCUAA